AUGGCAUCAACAGAAUCAACGAAUUCUCAUGUUCGAUGUGCUCCAUCUUUACCAAGUAAUCGUUUAACCAUUGCAGACUUAUUUGAUACACAUGCAGGUCUUGGUAAACCAAAGCUUGAUCGUCUACGUGAACAUCUUCUCGCUGAGGGACGCCUUCAAGAAGAUGCUGCUCUAUUGAUAAUUGAACGUGGUGAAGCUUUACUACGUGCAGAGAAUAAUUUAAUCGAUUUAGAAGCCCCAAUAACUGUUUGUGGUGAUAUUCAUGGACAGUUUUAUGAUCUUAUGAAAUUAAUUGAAGUUGGUGGUCCACCAGCAUCAACACGUUAUUUAUUUAUGGGUGAUUAUGUUGAUCGUGGUUAUUUUUCUAUUGAAUGUGUUUUAUACCUAUGGGCACUUAAAAUUCAUUAUCCGGCAACAUUUUUUCUUCUUCGUGGUAAUCAUGAAUGUAGACAUUUAACUGAAUAUUUUACAUUUAAAACUGAAUGUAAAAUUAAGUAUACUGAACGUGUUUAUGAUGCUUGUAUGAAAGCAUUUGAUUGCUUACCAUUAGCGGCUCUUAUUGAUAAACAAUUUUUUUGUGUUCAUGGUGGUCUUUCACCAGAAAUUCAUACCUUAGAUGAUAUAAAAAAAUUAGAUCGUUUUAAAGAACCCCCACCUUACGGUGCCAUGUGUGAUCUAUUAUGGAGUGAUCCAGUUGAAGAUUAUGGUCACGAAAAAUCUUAUGAUGAAAAAUAUUUAUUUAAUGCAACACGUGGCUGCUCAUAUUUUUAUACAUUUAAAGCUGUUAAUGAUUUUCUUGCGCGAAAUUCUUUAUUAACUGUUAUACGUGCACAUGAAGCACAAGAUGUUGGCUAUCGUAUGUAUCGAAAAUGUCCACAAAGUGGUUUUCCAUCGUUAAUGACAAUAUUUUCUGCACCGAAUUAUCUUGAUGUCUAUCAAAAUAAAGCAGCUAUACUUAAGUAUGAUACAAAUAUAGUUAAUAUAAGACAAUUUAAUUCUUCACCACAUCCAUAUUGGUUACCAAAUUUUAUGAAUGUUUUUACAUGGUCUUUACCAUUUGUGGGUGAAAAAGUUACAGAGAUGUUAAUUAAUAUCUUAAAUAUAUGUAGUGAAGAAGAACUUAUAACAGGUUUAUCGUCUGAUCAACAAAGUGAUAAUGAAAAUCAAUUUCGUCGCGAGGCUAUACGUUCAAAAAUACGUGCCGUUGGAAAAAUGGCUAAAGUUUACGCAUCAUUACGUGAAGCAAGUGAGAAUGUUAUUAAUUUAAAAGGUCUUGCGCCUGUAUCACCGUCAUCGUCAUCGUCAUCUGCAAGUCUCAGUGAAAUUGGUGACGACGAAAGCGAUUCAACAGAACAUCGAAAAGCGCCAACUGAUUUUUCAUUUUCAACAGCUAAAACUUAUGAUCAAAUAAAUGAGCGUAUGCCACCAUGGUCUGAUGCUGAACGACAACAACGUCUAGCAAAUAAAAAUCAACCAACAACAAUAAACGAAGAUGAUGGUGAUGAUGAUGAUGAUUCAAAUAUACACAGCGUUGAUAGUGAAGAAGAACAAUCACUAGACUCAAAAACCGAAAGAGAAUCAAUGACACAUACACCUUUGCUUGUUAUACAAAAAGAUGAUGAAAAAUUUGUCGAUGGAACUGACGAUACUCCAUUGACUACAGUAUCAUCUCAACCUCCUUCUUCAUCAUCGAAUUCAAUAAUCGAAACAAAAUCUGAUUCAUCUUCGACCACUGUCAAAUCUAUUCCCGGUGAUAAUCAUGAUGAUAUUGAACAUAUUGAACUAAAAUUUAAUAAUAAAACUUCUGAUGAACAAUCAAUAGCAAUUAGUCAAAAGUCACCUAUAAGUAAUAGACAUUCUCUUAAUAACAAUCCUCACUCAACAUCAAGCGGUGGUUUUUCAUUAAAAAAUCCUGUGAGCUCAUUUCGUUCGUGGGUAUCGAAUAAAAAAUCUUCAAAAGAAGAUUCAUUAUCAAGUGAACAAUCUUCAAGUUCAACGUAUAAAAAAAUUGAUACAUCACCAACACCACGUAAAUCUUCUUUUGGAUCGGAAGCAACGAAACGAAAUCGAACCAAUUCAGCUUCGGCUACAACAACAAAUAAUCAUGAUCAAGACAUUCAAAUUAAUGCAACAUCUCCAAAUAAUUCCCAGCGUGUUAAAAAGAAAGCAUCCUUUUCAUUACGUAGUAGUAAUCCAAUAUCAUUACUUAAACGUUCACCUGAGACACCGAAUAAUACGAAUGAAAAUGAAUCCAAUGAACAGAUAGGAACAGGAGGAAGUGGUCCUUUCGGUUAUUUAAAAAAUCUUGUACGAGGUGAAAAGCAGUAG
This is a messenger RNA of Rotaria socialis, 2328 nucleotides long. The record is from the annotation of a GenBank genome assembly. Lineage: Eukaryota; Metazoa; Rotifera; Eurotatoria; Philodinida; Philodinidae.